AUGGCAGCUGUUCCUCCUCCGUAUGUGGCUGGGGACUCGCCGCCCUCGUAUGACGAGGUCGCCAGCAAGGUCAAUCAGCUGGUCGGCAGUAGCCCUACCCCUCAAAAGUAUCUGGACGUUGCGGCGUCGCUUUCCGAUGCGGAGCGAAAAGUCUUGAAAGACGGGGCCGAGGCCCACAAUCCAAUCCAGACUGACGAGGAUAAGGAAAAGUUGUCGCUGGGUGCGGCGAAGACAAUGUCCACGGAUGAGACAGUGGCCAAGUUGAAAGAGGAUGCAGCCGCUGCCGGCGCGGCAGUCGUGGCGAUUGAUGGCUCGUUUACUGCAUUACAAGUGCAGAUUGCGAGCAUUGAUCAGCUGGAAAAGACGAACUUCUUGACCCAGUUAAAUGAACAAAAAAAGAAAUACCGCGACGUCCUUCAGAAGAGCCGCCUUUUAGCAGCAGAUAUCAGUCAAUAUGGGUCUAGCUUCGAUGAGCUAAUUGUUCCGCUGUGUGCCGACCAAUCCUUAACUGUGGAUCAGCGGCUAGGACAAAUCGACAAAUUUAUCGCCAGGGCAAACGACUUCCAGGAGCAGGGGAACGAGAUCAAUAAAAGUUUCGACACGCUAAUUGACGGUUUCGUUGAGUUUACAGCCCAGUUCUCUAGCUGGGGCAAGAAUAAGGAGCAGGAAUUGAACAAUGAUAUUAAGGAAAUAGACAAGCAGCUAGCGGAGCUGACACAAAAGUUGGCCGAUUUGAGGACAUCUCUAAUCGCACUCGGUGUCGGUCUGGGAGUCGGGCUAUCUGCAGCUGGUAUUGGUCUUGCCCUGUCGGGACCUGUUGCCCCAUUUAUCCUGAUCGGCGGCCUGAUUUUUGCCGGAGCAACAGCGGCUGCGGUGGCCGGCAUCGCCAUUGCUAUGGGCGUCGUAUCGAAUCAAAUUGAAGGGAAAAAACGGGAGAGACAGGAUAAGUCGGACGAGAUCGACAAGAUUCGCCUAGCCCGACGUAAUCUGGAGGAUAUGGGCAACUCGCAGCUGACGGUGUUCCGGGAUAAUGUGAAGGUCCUCCAGAGCUACUGGACUUCAAUGCAGGCGGAUGCAGAGGCGAUCAAAGGCUGGCUGAAGAGUGGGGCCGAUAUGGCAAGUGUGCCCAAGUAUAUGAAGAUUGCGCUCGAUGAAGCGGUGACCGUCUAUGCAUCCAUGGCUCAGUAUAUGGAUGAAUAUGCGAAGGGCACCAACCUAUAG
This is a messenger RNA of Aspergillus pseudonomiae, 1221 nucleotides long. RefSeq lists its product as uncharacterized. Lineage: Eukaryota; Fungi; Ascomycota; Eurotiomycetes; Eurotiales; Aspergillaceae. The transcript is spliced from 8 exons. The coding region runs from base 1 to 1221 and encodes 406 amino acids. The record is from RefSeq and is a predicted model, not a curated record.